Molecule: messenger RNA, 6708 nt
Organism: Cimex lectularius (bed bug)
Lineage: Eukaryota; Metazoa; Arthropoda; Insecta; Hemiptera; Cimicidae
Exons: 1
Coding region: 2208-3734 (508 amino acids)
Source: RefSeq, a predicted model, not a curated record
CCCCUCGACUAUCAAGAUGUUUCCCCUAAGAAUGCUGAAUCCAAGUCUUCUGAUGAUUCUCCCUGUAUAAACUCCAAAACUCUCUCAUGUAUACGGAUUAUAGCCAUCAUGGCGUCUCGAUGUCUGGUAAGAUCGGCACCUCCUCUUGCAUCUCGUUCGGAGAUUGAAGUUGGGCCCUGUUCUGGUCUCUCUCGUUGGAAACAUCCUGACAUCGAAAUCGAUUAUAUAACAUUUCGUGGAAAUGCCCCAGCCUCUUUUUCUUUGUUGGAGAAGGGAAUUGUGAAUAUAAGAGACCUCCCCCAUGUACUUUGGAUUGACGUAGUUUACAUUUACUUCUUUAAAUGAAUAAAUUGAAAUUAAGUUUAACAUUAAGAAGAAUUAUAAUAAGAGGAAGAAAGUAUACAGCUUUAAUACAUGAUUUAUAUUAUACAUGAUUUACCUAAAACUUAUAUAAUUUUAAAUCAAAAUAGUACCCUCAUCGUUUACGGUUUCAAAUAAAUUUAACCGACUCCAAUUAACACUGCAUCACUUAAAUACAUCUUGAAUUAUUUUAUAAUAACAUUGAUAGAAAUUGGUGGAUACACUGAACAUGAAAUUCUAUUUUUAUACAUAUAAAAUUAAAUUUAAUAAUCACAUUAAUCCAUAGUAUAUUAAAGGUUACCCAUCCACCACCAGGUUUACGGCCCCUGCCCGUCUUCGUAUUUUUGCAAUUUUCUCUGAGCACGUUCUACUAAACUGAUAUCAUUGCUUGUAAGCCAAUACUCCCCCAUUUGCAGGAAAAAAUGGGGGUGAAUCGAGUUUAUCACAUUCGAGUUGUGAAAUCAUAGGUGUUUUUUUAAAAUAUUUUUAUCGACCCUUUUCAUUUCGAAACAUGUGCCCGUUUUAUGUCGUUUGGGUCCUCCGCGUUCUGAAUUUGAUACGUUACAGGGGAACUUUUCUUUACCACUAAAUAGGGUUUUGAGUAUUUAUAACUUAAUUUAUAGGAUAUUCCUUUUGCUUUAUUUGAAAGUGUGUAAAGUUUUAUCAGCACAGUGUCUCCUAUGUUUAGUGUACAUUGUUUAUGUUUAGUAUCAUAAUAAUUUUUGAACUUUUGGUGGGCACGCUGCCCGGUUUGAUUCGUCGAAUUCUAUUUCCCAUUCUAGGUGAAUUGGUGUUAAUAAUUUCCUCCCUAAAAAUAAUUCGUCCGGGGAAUAACCCGAUGAUGAAUUUACCGCCGUGUUGCAUGCAAUUUGGAGCCAAGAAAGAUUAUAUGACCAUCUUGACUGGUCUUCUGCAUAAUAAGCUACUAAAGCUGUUUUUAUGUCCCGCAGUCUGCAGGACAGAGCAGCAAAGGGACUGUCAAAGGUGUUGCUGCUGGACAGAGCAGCGAAUGGACUGUCGCAUCGGCAGGAUCUUAAGGAUUCACAGGAGGUAGUGGAGGAAAUGGCGUAGGGGUUGACGAUCUCAUCGCCCAAAGCGUUGUCUGCUUUGCAAUCAGUCGCUAUUUCGUUAUUUCCUUUGUAAUUGUAUCUUUGCAGGGCCCAUUCUCAAUCCAACAAUCCUAUCCCAACCCUUGGUUGCAAGGGGGCUUUCCAGGCAAAAAUUAAUGGUGUAGCCCCUCGGAUGGGGCAAGUGGGGAAGAAGGCCGUUUGGGUCCUUAGGGGCUUGGACAGUUCUUCUACACCAAGCUUGCGGGCCGUUAGCAGAGGUGCAUCGCCUCCCACCUUGAGAAACAAAGGUCUGAUAAGGCCAUGUGCCAGGUGCGGGCGAUAAAGAACCUCAUUGUCUUUUUCAAGACGACGCGAUCCACAAGGGAACUUCAUAUCAUCUUGAGAUACACGUGAGUGUUGCGGGUUUGCCUAUCCGACGGAUUGAAGGGGCACAGCAGUGAAAGAGACCCGCAUAACGAGUGUGAUUUGCGGGUUUGCGUUUUCUUGUUAAUUUCGGAACUAGAAGUGUGAAAAGCUUUAUUUUAUUACAGUUAAGCUAUAAUUGCUUGGAACUAGAGAAAAUUUUUUGUUAAUGCCCCUUUUUUUUGUGUUUUGGACAUUAUUGGUGGAGGUUGUGUUUUCUUAUUUUUAUAUAUUAUUAGGUGAUAGGAACUAUUAGUUAACUGGUGUGUAGCCGUUAAGUUGCGAAUUGAGUAUCUUCAGUGUACUGGUGACUACAAUGACUAAAAGUUCAUUGGAGUACUAAAGUGUACGCCAACUGAGGAGGUUCCGACUAAUAUGUCGGAACAUCCAGAAUUACCAACCAUGGAGGAAACGGACAUGAGUGUAGAGGUAAUCGCAGGUCACGGAGAAGGUUGUUGGGGUACGCCAAUUCCAGGGAGUAGAAAACGGACACACUCCUCCCCGUCAGUGCUAGAGGGGGCGAGUAAGUACGGAAUAUUGGACCUUUUGGUGAAUGCGAAAUCCGUGGAAGCGGAAGUGAAUGAGUGGCUAGCAAAGAGGAGAAAUUGCAGUGAGAAAACAGCGAAAUGGAUCACGAAUAGGCUCACAAAGAUCGUAGACUUGCUGAAUGAUGCUGCAGGCGAGAUGAUGACGGUGAGAAGCACAAAGAUGCAUAGGACAACAAAUCUAGAAGAAGAAAUAGAUGAAAUUAGAAGAGAUAAUGCUCGAAUAAUGGACAAACUAGAUCAGAUGACCUGGAAUAUAGAGGGAGGGAUGGAAACGGGAGUGAGAGGAAUAGAGAGAAUAGAGAGGAGGAUUGGGGAACAAGAAGGAGACAUAGAGGAAAUGAAGGAGAUGGUACGGAAGGAGGUACAAAAGAAUAUGCAGGAAGAGAUUGGGAAGGUACUCAAAGGAAAGGAGAAAGAAAAAAAGGAAGAGAAAAGAGUUAUGGUGGAAAGGAUAAAGGAAAUAGAGAACACACAAAGUCUGCAAAAUAGGAUACUAGGAGAGAUUAAGGAAAACAUGGACCGAGUAUAUACAGGAGUGAGUAAAGUAUAUCGGGGAGAACAGGAAAGGGAAGUGAGAAUGGAAGAAAGACAUCGGGAAAUGAUGGAGAAAUGGGGCGAGGAAAGGAGAGGAAGAGCGGCCCGCGAAACCACUGUUGGAAAUGGAAUGGAGACAGAAGGAGGAGAGGAAUCAUACGCGGCGGCGGUAAGGAAGAGAGUCAAGAGAAAGAUAGAAAGGAAAUCAAGGAAAGGAGUAAGGAUUACGAAAGAAGAACAAGGGAAAGAGAUUGGAGGAGAAAAAGUGAGGAAAGAGCUGAUGGGAAAUAUAGACCCAAUCAAGAAAGGCUGGGAGAUAGUAGGGUUCAGAAGAGGAAGAAACGCGGUAUUCGUAGACGUAAUGAAGAAGGAACAACUAAAAGGAAUAAUAGAGGAUACAGACCUGAAAGAGAAAGGCUUCAGAGUAGAAGAGCAGAGGAAACUAUUCCCAUGGAUAAUCCUUACAGGGGUUCCGGAGGAUAUAGGAAAGGAAGAACUAGGGAAGAGGAUUGAGGAAACGAUAGGAAGAACUAAGGAGGAGUUGGAAGGUCAAUUGAGGGUAAGAGUCUGGAGGGAUGCAAGGAGUGGGAAGAGGAACGUGAUUUUGGAAGUUAACCCGGAAACAAGGAGAGACUUAUUAAGGGUGGGAAGGAUAAGGGUAGGGUGGGUAUCCUGCCGAAUAGAGGACUUCACGACAGUGCUGCAGUGCGCGAAGUGCUUCGGAUUUGGGCAUAGGGCAGCAGUCUGUAGGGUCUGUCUGUCUGGUGUGUGGCAAAAGUGGGCACUUUUCGAGUGCGUGCAACGAAAGAGAGGAGGAUAGAGUAUGCGUAAACUAUGGAGGGAAGGAUCAUGGGAGCAGAAGCAAAGAGUGCCCGGUUUAUAAGGCAGCUGUCAAGGCAUGGAUGAGGAAAAUAGACUAAGGGGAGUAGGUUACGCGUAGGUCAGAUAAACCUGGGAAGAGGGAAAAGUGCGACGGGUGAAAUAAGAAGGGUAGCGAGGGAUUUGAAAUUGGACAUUUUACUGGUGCAGGAACCGUAUGCACGGAAUAAAGGGAUACCGGGAUUUGGGGAGAGGGAUAGAGUAUGUAUGGGAGAAGUCUCGGAAAGAGGCAACCCAAUGGCAAGUGUGGUGAUCUUGGAUGAAAGGCUGGAUAUUUGUCAAAUUGGAGCCCUAUCGAACCAAUACUGUGUUGUUGUAGGAAUAGGCACGGGGAGAGGAGAAGUAAUAUACUUCCUUUCGGCGUACUUCCAGUAUCGACAGGAAACAGCGAUACAUACAAGGGGAUUGGAACGGGUGCUGGAGGGUCUGGGGGAAGGUGCCGAUAAAGUAAUAAUAGGGGCCGAUGUGGAUACGUACUCGAGAAGAUGGUGGAGUGCGAAAACUGACCAUCGGGGAGAACAGGUGGAGGAGUUCAUAGCAACAAACAAUCUAGAGGUCAUGAACAGAAAAGGGAAUCUAUCGACAUUUCAUACUAAGAGGUCCUCUACUAAUAUAGAUGUUACACUGAGUGGAGCAGCGAUUCCAAGGAACAUUAAGGAAUGGAAUGUUAGGGAUGUGGAUGUGGGUACAGACCAUAGAUUGAUUUAUUUUGAGGUAGAGGUGGGGGACAGGAGGAGGAGACCGGGAAAGACAGGUAAAAACGGUAAAAUAAGCUGGGAGAGGUACAAGGAAGCGUUGAGCAACCUGGACGCAACAGGUAGCAGGGGAACCCUAGACGAGGAGAUCUAGAGACUAGAGGAGAGGAUCAGAGAGGCGGUACAAGUAGCACGGAGAAGAGGAGGGAAGCGAACUACGCUACAAACAUGGUAGAGUAAAGACCUGGGAGAAAGGAGAAAAGAAGUCUACAAGUUGAGAAGGAAAAUGCAGGGCACAAGAGAAAAGGAAAGGGAGGAAGAAUUGAGCCUAAGGUAUAAGGAGUUAAGAAGGAAAUAUAUAAUGGAGAUCAAGGAGGCGAAGGAGAAGGAAUGGGUGGCAGGAAUGGAGAAGGAGAGGAAAAAGGUAUGGGGGAUCAAAGUAUAAAAAGGAGGUGGGUAAGGUAAAGGAAAAAGGAGUUUCGUAUUCGCUUAGAAAAGGCGACGCCCACACGCUGACUAUAAAAGAGACCCUGGAGGUGUUCCUGGAUAAAUUCAUAGGGGCAGAUGACCAGAGAUUAGAGAACCCAGAACAAAAAGAGAUUAGGAGAGAGCUUGAGGAACUGGAAAGGAAUAUACAGGAGGAAGAAGGAACCCAGGAAAUAGAGGAAGAGGAGGUCUUAGAAGCGCUGGGGAAAUUUAAGCAGGGGAAGUCACCAGGAAUAGGCGAAGUGACAAUUGAAAUGAUAAGGAGAGGGUGAGAUGAGUUAGCUGGAGAUGUAGUGUGGGUUAUGGAAGAAUGCCGACGGAGAAGAACGUUCCCUCAAAGGUGGAAAAUAGGUAUGUUGGUGAUGCUGCUAAAGGGUUACGAUAAGGAUAGGAGCCAGGUUGGCUCGUAUAGGCCAAGAUAUCUUCUCCCAAUGUUGGGGAAGUUGUGUGAGAGGAUCAUCUUGGUUGGAGCAAGUAAUCAGCAGGUCAUGGCGAGAGUAGCAGUUCGGGUGUCGAAAGGGAAGAUCAGUAGAAGACACACUACGUAGCGUAGACUAACAUGGUAAGUAGACUAACAACCAAAUAUGUGCGGUGUUUAUAGAUAUCAAGGGAGCCUUCGACAACGUAUGGUGGACAUUCCUAAAAUUGAGACUGAUUCGCCUAGGAAUAGGGAGAGAGGCAUAUGGUAUAGUGUCCAGCUACCUUAAGGAUAGACUCACGUGCAUCAGGGAAGGGACGCAAGAGGCAUGGAGAAAGGUUGAGAAGGGAAUACCACAAGUCUCGGUGCUGGGUCCGUAUUUCUGGUGCGUCGUUUUUAAUGAUCUGCUGGAAUACCUGGAUAAGGAGAGAGUACUGGCGAGAGCGUACAUGGAUGACCUGUGCUGUGUUGUGGGUGGCAAUUCGAGGAAGGAGUUGGAGGAAGGAGUUGGAGGAACGAGCUUCCGAAGUGAUGGGAAAGGUGAGUGCGUGGUGCAGCAAGGUAAAGCUACAAGUGUCGGAAGAGAAGACGGUAGCAGUCCUAUGGAGACCUAGACCUUGUUGGACAGGCACAGGCUCCCAGUAAUCGUACACCAAGGUAAAAGGAUUCAAGUGAGUAGUGAGUGUAGGCACCUGGGAGUAUGGGUAGGUGAGGGAAUUAAGCUGCACGGGCACGUGAAAAGGGCGUGUGAGAGCAUAGAUGAUAAAUGGCAGAAAAUCCUGAGACUGAGGAGGAAAGAAGAAGGUUACCAGUUCAGGGAAUUGAGAACUAUAUAUAAAGAGGUAGUAGAGUCACACUGGAGUUUCGCGGCAGGGUUCACCUACGAGCACUUAGACUGGUAGGACUGGAGACACCUAGAGAAGUGCCAGAGGAAGGUAUUGCUAGGACUUCUGGGGGCAUACAGGACCACACCCACCGCAGCAUUGCCUGUGUUAGCAAGGGUUCUACCAGUGAAAGAACUCAUAAGGAAAAUUAAGCUGGCAUACGAUAUGAGGAGAGGAAAGAUGGUAAGAGUAGGUGAGUGGAGGAUGGAUGAGGGAGCUGUGGAAAUUAGAGGAAGGCGGAAAGCCACAGAGAUGAUAGUAGAACAACUUGUGAAGGACUGGUAAAGGAAGUGGGAACGGGAGUCAACAGGGGCAAGAGUUAGGUCCCUCAUUCCAACAGUGUCAGAUUCGGGUUGUCCGAAUCCGAUAUGUGUGAGUGUGGUCGAGUGGACACUAUGGACCACAAAUUGUUCCAGUGCGUAUUGGCCGAUA